Prorocentrum cordatum is the source of this 726-nucleotide messenger RNA. The record is from the annotation of a GenBank genome assembly. NCBI's taxonomy places the organism in Eukaryota, Dinophyceae, Prorocentrales, Prorocentraceae.
GGGGCGCGGUGGCGCUGGGCAUGCAGGCUAACGCGGUGCGAGCUACGCGGACGGAGCUACAGUCGCGGUCGCCCGCCGACGCGCACUGGUCCUGGCACUUCUGGGAGAGGGCCCACGCGGUGGACUGCUCCCAGGGCUUGCAUCUCGACCUCCGCUGCUUGCUGCACUGCCGCGACUGCGCGGGGGCUGGCACCAAGAUCCUGCCAGGGACCUCGCUGCCGCAGGAGCUGGAGGGCCCGCUGGCCUGCCCGACGCCCAGCCACGGCAGCGGGCUCGCUGGGGGGCCACAGCGGUGGAACCUGAGCUUGCCUCUCGACCCGAAGCGCGCGGCCCCAGAGAUCCACCGACCCGUGCGAGGGACAGGGGCGGCAAGUGCUCGCGACUGGCUGCCGCAGGAGGUGCGCGGGCAGAGGCGCACCGCAGCGUGGACCGACCCGUGGGCAGCGGCUACGCAUGUGGACUACCUGCUGGGGGCCUGCCGCUCACAGACCGAAAUGAUCGCGCCCGUGGCGUCGGGCGACGCGCUGGAGCUGCACUUGCGAUGGCUGACCAGCCACGUCUACGAGGUGCGGGCGAAGGACAGGGCGGGCGCGGCAGCCAUGCUGGCCGCGCGACCGCCAGGGUCGUCGGCUGACUUGGCGCCGACGCGGCUCGUGGCGGAGGCCACGGCGCACGGCGCGGCCGAGCGCCAGCGGGGCGAGCGCGCGGCCGCCUCGGGGAUGCGAG